AUGGGUAAAACUCAGAAAAAGAAUAGUAAAGGUCGUUUAGAUAGAUACUAUUAUUUAGCUAAAGAGAAAGGUUAUAGAGCUAGAUCUUCAUUUAAAAUCGUUCAAAUUAAUGAAAAAUUUGGUCAUUUUUUAGAAAAAUCAAAAGUUGUUAUUGAUUUAUGUGCUGCCCCUGGUUCUUGGUGUCAAGUAGCUUCACAAUUAUGUCCUAUAAAUUCAUUAAUAAUAGGUGUUGAUAUAGUACCGAUAAAACCAUUACCUAAUGUUAUAACUUUUCAAAGUGACAUUACAACUGAAGAUUGUCGAUCAAGAUUAAGAGGUCAUAUGAAAACUUGGAAAGCUGAUACUGUUUUACAUGAUGGUGCUCCAAAUGUUGGUUUAGGUUGGGUUCAAGAUGCUUUCACACAAUCACAAUUAACUUUACAAGCUUUGAAAUUAGCUGUUGAAAAUUUAAAUGUUGGUGGUACAUUUGUUACAAAAAUUUUUAGAUCUCGAGAUUAUAAUAAUUUAAUUUGGGUUUUCCAACAAUUAUUUGAAAAAGUAGAGGCUACAAAACCACCAGCUUCAAGAAAUGUAUCUGCAGAAAUUUUUGUUGUAUGUAAAGGUUUCAAAAAUCCAAAAAAAUUAGAUCCAAGAUUAUUGGAUCCAAAAGAAGUUUUUGAAGAGCUCAAUAAUGAAAAAGUUAAUAAUGAAGCAAAGAUUUUCAAUCCAGAAAAGAAAACAAGACAAAGACAAGGUUAUGAAGAAGGUGAUUAUUUAUUAUUUCAUACUAUGCCAAUUAUGGAUUUUAUAAAAGAUGAAGAUCCAAUAAAUCAAUUAGGUUCAUUAAAUAAACUUGAAAUACCUUCAAGUGAAGAUCAUGAAUGGAAAAUACUAAAGAAAUUAAAAUGUUUUACUCCAGAAUUAAUGGAAUGUUUUAAAGAUUUGAAAGUUCUAGGUAGGAAAGAAUUUAAAUUAAUUUUAAGAUUUAGAAAACAAGCAAGAGAUAUACUUGGAAUAGAUAAAGAAGAAGAAAAACCUGAAAUUGAAAUAACUCCAUUAACUGAAGAAGAAAAGAUUGAUAAAGAAUUACAAGAAAUGUUGGAAAAGCAAAAACAAAAGGCAAAAAGAGCUAAGAAAACAUCUAAUGAAUUAAAACAAAAAGAGAUCGUAAGAAAUCAAAUGAAUAUGUUAACUGAUAUGAAUGUUGGUAUCGAUGCUGCUCAAAUUGGCGCUGAUUCAUUAUUUAAUAUAAAAAUAGCUGAAAAAACUGGUCAAUUGGAAAAAUUAGCAAAGGGUAAAAAACAAAUGAUUUUUGAUGAUGAAGAAGUUGCAAAAGAUAAUGAAAUACAAUAUGAAGAGAUAAAAUCAGAAGAUGAACAAGAUGAAUUAGAAGCUCAAUUAGAUGAUAUGUACUCUCAAUAUCAAGAAAGAAAAGCAGAAAGAGAUUCAAAUUGUAAAAAUAAACAAGCAAGAGACGGUGAAGAACCAUGGGAAGGUAUAGAUGAUGAAGAAGAGGAAGAGGAAGAGGAAAAAGAUUACGAGAUGGAAUCAGAAUCAGAUUCCGAUGAUGAUGAACAUAUAAAUCAAAUUAUAGAAAUGAGAAAGAAACAAGAAUUAUCUAAAAAUGCAAAAAGUUUUUUCAAUUCAAAUAUUAUAUUUAAUGAAUUGGGUGAUGAUGUUUUAUUAGAGGAAAGUAUGCCUAAAGAAAAAUCACAACCAAAACAAAUUGAAUCAUCAUCAGAUUCAGAAUCUGAAUCAGAUUUUGAAUUAGUUGCAAAUGAAGAGGAUUCAAUAUCAGAUUCAGAAGAUGAAGAUUCAAAGCCUAAAUUACAACAAGAAAAAAUAGAUCUUGCUACUGUUGAAGCAAUGACAUUAGCUCAUCAAGUUGCCUUAGGACAAAAGAAUAAAUAUGAUUUAAUUGAUGAAGGUAUAAAUAGAUAUUCAUUUAGAGAUAAAGAUGUACCUGAUUGGUUUCUUGAUGAUGAAAAGAAACAUUCUAAAAUAGUUAAACCAAUUACAAAAGAAGCAGCAUUGGCAAUUAAAGAAAAACAAAAACAAUUAAAUUCAAGACCAAUAAAGAAAGUUUUAGAAGCACAAGGUAGAAAGAAAAUGAGAGCACUUAAAAGAUUAGAAAAAUUAAAGAAGAAAUCAGAUCUUAUUAAUGAAGAUUCUGGUAAAUCAGAAAGAGAUAAAGCUGAAGAAAUAUCAAAAUUAAUGAAGAAAUUAACUAAAAAACAAAAAAUGAAACCAAAAGUUUCCGUUGUUGUUGCAAGAGGAUCAAAUAGAGGAUUAUCAGGUAGACCAAAAGGUGUUAAAGGUAAGUAUAAAAUGGUUGAUGGUGUAUUAAAGAAUGAACAAAGAGCAUUAAAACGAAUUGCAAAGAAACAUAAAAAAUAG
Insectozyma verbasci is the source of this 2376-nucleotide messenger RNA. The record is from the annotation of a GenBank genome assembly. NCBI's taxonomy places the organism in Eukaryota, Fungi, Ascomycota, Pichiomycetes, Serinales, Debaryomycetaceae.